AUGGCGUCGUUACUUUGGGCAGGCGACGCAGGGGCGGCUGAGAGCGAGCGGCUGAACAGCCACUUUUCAAACCUCAUCCACCCCCGGAAGAACCUUCAUGGUGUUAAGAAUACUACAGUCCCAGACAUAGAUGAUUCUAUUAACAUAGAUGAAAAUGAAGAAGAAGAUGUAGUGGAUUUGGCAGCUAAUUCACUCUUAAACAAGUUAAUCCGUCAGUCCUUGGUAGAAUCCAGUCACCGAGUUGAAGUCUUACAAAAGGAUCCUAGCUCUCCACUCUACUCAGUAAAAACGUUUGAAGAGCUGAGACUAAAGGAAGAGUUACUAAAAGGGAUCUAUGCAAUGGGAUUUAACAGACCAUCCAAAAUCCAAGAGAUGGCUCUCCCCAUGAUGCUUGCACAUCCACCCCAGAACCUCAUAGCACAGAGCCAGUCUGGAACAGGAAAAACAGCUGCCUUUGUCUUGGCAAUGCUAAGUAGAGUUAAUGCCUCUGAACUAUUCCCACAGUGCCUCUGCCUGGCUCCUACUUACGAACUGGCUCUGCAGACUGGUCGUGUGGUUGAGCAGAUGGGAAAGUUCUGUGUGGAUGUUCAAGUGAUGUAUGCCAUUCGAGGGAAUCGAAUUCCCAGAGGCUCUGAGGUCACCAAACAGAUUGUAAUCGGCACUCCCGGCACUGUCUUAGAUUGGUGUUUCAAGCGAAAACUGAUUGAUUUGACUAAGAUUCGGGUGUUUGUCCUGGAUGAAGCAGAUGUGAUGAUUGAUACCCAAGGAUUCUCAGAUCAGAGUAUUCGUAUUCAGAGAGCUUUACCCUCCGAAUGUCAGAUGCUCCUCUUUUCAGCAACCUUUGAGGACUCAGUGUGGCAGUUUGCUGAACGAAUCAUUCCUGACCCUAAUGUUAUCAAGUUGCGUAAAGAGGAGCUGACGCUGAACAACAUCCGGCAGUAUUAUGUGUUAUGUGGGAACAGGAAGGACAAGUACCAAGCUCUGUGCAACAUUUAUGGUGGCAUCACCAUUGGCCAGGCCAUCAUCUUCUGUCAGACUCGUCGAAAUGCCAAGUGGCUGACGGUGGAGAUGAUGCAGGAUGGCCACCAGGUGUCCUUAUUAAGCGGAGAGCUGACCGUGGAGCAGCGGGCUUCCAUCAUCCAGAGGUUUCGAGAUGGGAAAGAGAAGGUUCUUAUAACAACCAAUGUGUGUGCUCGAGGGAUUGAUGUGAAGCAGGUCACGAUCGUUGUGAACUUUGAUCUCCCUGUGAACCAACUAGAGGAGCCAGACUAUGAGACGUACCUCCACCGCAUAGGGCGGACGGGACGCUUUGGGAAAAAAGGCCUCGCCUUCAACAUGAUUGAAGUGGAUAAGCUGCCCCUGCUGAUGAAGAUCCAGGACCACUUCAACAGAAAUAUUAAGCAGCUUGACCCUGAAGACAUGGAUGAGAUUGAAAAGAUCGAAUAUUGAAGAAAGAACUUUAUUAUUUGUGAAUUUCCUAGUUUAUGUGAGAAUGUCACAGGGGUUUUGAAGGUAAUUUUUUUUUUUUUUUUUAUGUUGAGGCUGUUUCAACAUGAAACUAUCAGAGAUGGCAUGGCUGGGUGCCCUUGGUUUAGAGACCUGAGGUCUUCCUGAAAGCAAAUUGACGUGGAGCACGUGGUCCUUUU
Lepus europaeus (European hare) is the source of this 1646-nucleotide messenger RNA. RefSeq names its product DEAD-box helicase 25 (gene DDX25). The coding region runs from base 1 to 1449 and encodes 482 amino acids. The transcript has 12 exons. Gene Ontology annotation, cellular component: cytoplasmic stress granule; nucleus. Gene Ontology annotation, biological process: poly(A)+ mRNA export from nucleus. Gene Ontology annotation, molecular function: RNA binding; RNA helicase activity; ATP binding. The record is from RefSeq and is a predicted model, not a curated record. NCBI's taxonomy places the organism in Eukaryota, Metazoa, Chordata, Mammalia, Lagomorpha, Leporidae.